AUGCAUUUUUCCCAAAUUCAUCUGGUAGGCUACAAAUUUGUGAACCCAUCUGAGCUGGACAAUCCUGACGAGCAAGCAGCACAAAUUAGGCGGGAACUUGACGGUCGUCUCCAAAUGGCAGACCAGAUUGCUAAGGAGCGUAAAUUUCCUAAAUUUGUGUCCAAAGAAAUGGAAAACAUGUACAUUGAAGAGUUGAAGUCCUCAGUCAAUUUACUCAUGGCAAACCUGGAAAGCAUGCCAGUGUCCAAAGGGGGCUCCGAGUUCAAGUUACAAAAACUAAAACGCAGCCACAACACUUCCAUCAUUGACAUGGGAGAAGAGAACGAAAACCAGCUCUCCAAAUCAGAUGUUGUGCUAUCUUUCUCCCUGGAGGUUGUCAUCAUGGAAGUUCAGGGUCUCAAAUCCUUAGCACCCAACCGGAUUGUAUAUUGCACUAUGGAAGUAGAAGGAGGAGAAAAACUACAGACUGACCAGGCUGAGGCAUCCAAACCAACGUAA
Messenger RNA from Protobothrops mucrosquamatus (brown spotted pit viper), 498 nucleotides. RefSeq names its product calcium-dependent secretion activator 1-like. Gene Ontology annotation, biological process: positive regulation of exocytosis; dense core granule exocytosis; synaptic vesicle exocytosis. The transcript has 4 exons. Gene Ontology annotation, cellular component: glutamatergic synapse. The record is from RefSeq and is a predicted model, not a curated record. Bases 1 to 498 code for a protein of 165 amino acids. Lineage: Eukaryota; Metazoa; Chordata; Lepidosauria; Squamata; Viperidae.